Malaya genurostris is the source of this 1758-nucleotide messenger RNA. RefSeq lists its product as uncharacterized. The transcript has a single exon. The coding region runs from base 1 to 1758 and encodes 585 amino acids. The record is from RefSeq and is a predicted model, not a curated record. NCBI's taxonomy places the organism in Eukaryota, Metazoa, Arthropoda, Insecta, Diptera, Culicidae.
AUGGGUGAUAUGCAGAGGCGCGUGAUCGGUUGGUGGCCGAUCGACGCAAGAAUGUGCAAGUUUAGGAUCAAGGGCCGUUUCUUCAACUUUAGCAUAAUCAACGUGCACAACCCUCACUUCGGAAACAUUGAUGAUGACAAAGACGCAUUUUACGCGCAGCUCGAACGUGAGUACGACUGUUGCCCAAGCAACGACGUCAAGAUCAUCAUAGGAGAUCUAAACGUUCAGGUAGGCCAGGAGGAGGAAUUGAGAUCGACGAUUGGAAAGUUCAGCACCCACCAGCUGACAAACGAAAACGGCUUACGACUCAUCGAUUUUGGCGCCUUCAAGAACAUGGCCAUUCGUAGCACCUUCUUCCAACAUAGCCUCCUUUAUCGUUACAUCCGGAGAUCACCACCGCAGACGGAAUCGCAAAUCGACCACGUUCUGAUUAAUGGAAGGCACUUCUUCGACAUUAUCGACGUCAGGACCUAUCGCGGCGCUAACGUCGACUCUGACCAUUAUCUGGUGAUGGUGAAACUGCGCCUAAAACUCUCCGUCAUCAACAAUGCACGGUACCAACUACCGCCACGGUACAACAUAGAGCGUUUAAAGAAACCGGAUGUGGCCUCAGCAUACGCGCAGAAUCUUGAGGCUGCGUUGCCAGACGAGGGCGAGCUCGAUGUGGCAGCAGUAUUGCUGGAGUACAGUAAAAGCAGCCAUAAACAACGCAGCCGAGUGCACCGUCGGGUACGUGGAACGAAGUCGACAGAACGAAUGGUUCGACGAAGAGUGCAGAGUGAUUUUGGAGGAGAAGAACGCAGCGCGGGCGGUAAUGCUGCAGCAUGGAACCCGGCAGAACGUGGAACGAUACAACCAGAAGUAGACCCGCAUUUUUCGGGAGAAAAACGCCACCUGGAAGAAGCGGAGUGCGAGGAAAUGGAACUGCUGUACCGCUCUCAAGAAACACGGAAAUUCUACAAGAAGCUCAACAAAUCCCGCAACGACCCUGUGCCGCGAGCCGAAAUGUGCAGGGAUAAGGACGGGAGCCUCUUAACGGAUGAACGGGAGGUGAUUAAAAUGUGGAAGCAGCACUUCGAUAAGCACCUGAACGACCCGGAGAACGUAGACAUGGGGGUUCAAGAUGACGGAGGAAACGACUACGUCAGUGCAGCAGGAGACGGAAAUGAUCCUGCUCCCACACUGAGGGAAGUUAAGGAUGCCAUGCACCAGCUCAAAACCAACAAAGCAGCUGGUAAGGAUGGCAUCGCAGCUGAACUCAUCAAGAUGGGCCCAGAAAAGUUGGCUACGUGUUUGCACCGAUCAAUAGUCAGAAUCUGGGAAACCGAACAGCUACCGGAGGAGUGGAAGGAGGGGGUAAUUUGCCCCAUUCACAAGAAAGGCGACCAUUUGGAAUGCGAGAACUUCCGAGCGAUCGCAAUUCUGAAUGCCGCCUACAAAGUGCUAUCCCAGAUCAUCUUCCUUCGUCUAUCACCUAAAACGAAUGAGUUCGUGCGAAGUCAUCAAGCCGGCUUCGUCGAUGGCCGAUCGACAACGGACCAGAUCUUCACCGUGCGGCAAAUCUUCCAAAAAUACCGUGAAUACCAGGUCCAGGUGCGUUGGGACGUUGUGAAUGGGGCAAAUUACCCCCUGUUCAUCGACUUCAAGGUGGCAUACGAUAGUAUCGAUCGCAUAGAGCUAUGGAAAAUUAUGGACGAAAACGGCUUUCCUGGGAAGCUGACUAGAAUGAUCAAAGCGACGAUGUGCAGAACUGCGUAA